CAAUAAUGUAUGCUUUAAAACGUGACUCAAUAAAACGCCCUUUAAUAUUGUGCUGAGGAACAUAUGGACUGUAAUCAAAUACCCUCAGUGGAGGAACCAGUGCAUGGUCUGCUGUACAGUGCUCGCGGGUCACAAUGUCCUUCAGAGACUUAAGAAAUUUCACUGAAAUGAUGAGGGCCUUGGGCUACCCUCGGUUGAUAUCUAUGGAGAACUUCAGAACACCAAACUUCACUUUAGUAGCAGAAAUCUUAAUAUGGCUUGUAAAGAGAUAUGAGCCUCACAUGGAUAUUCCCACUGAUGUGGAUACAGAGUCAGACAGAAUAUUCUUCAUCAAGGCUGUGGCCCAGUUCAUGGCAACAAAGGCUCACAUCAAGUUGAACACUAAGCGUCUUUACCAGGCCGAUGGCUACGCAGUGAAAGAGAUGCUUAAGAUCACCUCAGUGCUGUACAGUGCUAUGAAGACCAAGCAGAUGGCCUUGGGAGACCAAGUUGAGGAGGAUAACAGCAAGUUCAAGUUUGAUCUCAGUUCACGGAUUUCAGAUCUGAAAGCAGCUCGACAGCUGGCAUCUGAGGUCACGUCUAAAGGAGCAUCUCUAUAUGAUUUACUGGGGAAGGAGGUGGACCUAAGGGAAAUGAGAACUGCGGCCAUUGCCAGACCUCUGGAAAUCAAUGAGACUGAAAAGGCGCUGAGAGCUGCCAUCAAGGAGAUUUUGCAAAGUGUGGAGAAGACCAAAGACAUGCUGAGUAAUGUUGUGUCUGAUGAGACCAGUCUGGACGCCAAGAUAGAAAAGAAGAAGCAGGAGCUGGAGAGGAAUCGGAAGAGGCUCCAGACACUGCAGAGUGUCAGGCCGGCCUUCAUGGAUGAAUAUGAGAAGAUAGAGGAAGAUCUGCAAAAGCAAUACGACACAUAUGUGGAGAAGUUCAGAAACCUCUGCUUCCUGGAGUCUCAGCUGGAUGAAUACCACAGACUGGAGCAGGAGAGGUUUGAGGAGGCUGAAAACACUCUGAGGAUGAUGCAGCACAAAAUGAGGGAGGAGGAGAGGGAUUUGAUGAGGAGCUCCUUGAAAGAUGAGGAUUCUGACAUGGACGUUCCAGAGGACGAAGGUUCAGACAGCGACAUGGAAGAGUGUCGACCUUCUAAGCCCCGGCCCACACGAAAUGCCAUCAUGGCAGGAAGAGGCUCUCGAUUCAUUGGGAACAUGCAGGGUGGAGACAGUGAUGAGACUGAAGACAGCGAGAUUGAUGUGGAUGAGGAGGAUGAUGAAGAAGAUGAGGAAGGUGACGAGGAGGAGAGCAAGGAUUUAGAGGAUGACAGUUUGGAGGGCCCAAUGUCCAGGGGUACUCGCCCCACCAGGGGGGGCAUGAAACCCCCUCUGUUGGAGGAGAGUGAUAAUGACUUCUGAAUGAAGAAUACACACACAAAAAUGUCCUCCAGCUUUUUCUGUAUUCCAGCUCAAAUUAGAAUAUCUUAUUACCUCUCAGAAAUAUGCAUUAAAUGUUGUGUUCCAUUAUGUUAUUGCUACAUGAAGCAUUUAUAUAGUUCCUAUUUUUGAAUAUUUGAGUGAACUGGUUUCCUUAAUAAAAUAUUAACAAUU
Seriola dumerili (greater amberjack) is the source of this 1595-nucleotide messenger RNA. It is a transcript of the gene ift38, whose product is annotated as clusterin associated protein 1. The transcript is spliced from 13 exons. Gene Ontology annotation, biological process: cilium assembly. Bases 135 to 1403 code for a protein of 422 amino acids. The record is from RefSeq and is a predicted model, not a curated record. Gene Ontology annotation, cellular component: cilium; centrosome; intraciliary transport particle B. Lineage: Eukaryota; Metazoa; Chordata; Actinopteri; Carangiformes; Carangidae.